AAAAUAAAUUUUUUUGUUUGUAAUUUUGUGAAACUAAAAUUUUAGUUUAUUUUAGUUUUAAUAGUUUUAAAUUAACUAUGUUAAUUCAGAAAAUUAAUUUUAUUAUAUUAGUAUAUUUAUGUACAGUUGUUUUAGGCGGUCCGGUCAAUUUAGACAAAGACAAUUAUGAUCUGACUAUAGAAGUUGCAGACAGAUUAAGUGUCAGUAAACUAGAUCCGGAUAUAGAUGCUGAAGUGAUAAACGAUUAUCUGAAAGAAUCGAUAACCGAACCGCCGACAUCUGAACCAACACCAUCAACAACACCCGAACCAAUAACAACAACACCCGGACCAACACCAUCAACAACACCCGAACCAAUAACAACAACACCCGGACCAACACCAUCAACAACACCCGAACCAAUAACAACAACACCCGGACCAACACCAUCAACAACACCCGAACCAAUAACAACAACACCCGGACCAACACCAUCAACAACACCCGAACCAAUAACAACAACACCCGGACCAACACCAUCAACAACACCCGAACCAAUAACAACAACACCCGGACCAACACCAUCAACAACACCCGAACCAAUAACAACAACACCCGGACCAACACCAUCAACAACACCCGAACCAAUAACAACAACACCCGAACCAAUAACAACAACACCCGGACCAACAUCAACAACGCCAACAACACCAACAACACCAACAACACCAACAACACCAACAACACCAACAACACCAACAACACCAACAACGCCAACAACACCAACAACACCAACAACACCAACAACGCCAACAACACCAACAACACCAACAACACCAACAACACCAACAACACCAACAACACCAACAACACCAACAACACCAACAACACCAACAACAACACCCGAAACAACACCCGAAACAACACCCGAACCAACACCAACAACAACAACGGACUCGGGAUCUGUUGUUAUAUUUUUUAAUAUAGUAGUUAUGUUAAUGUCUAUAGUUUUACCGUUUUUGAUACUAUAGAUUUCAUACAAGAAAUAAAUAAAUAAAUUACUUAAUCAAGAUACUUUUUUUUUUAAUAAUG
Oppia nitens is the source of this 1071-nucleotide messenger RNA. Its product is annotated as mucin-2-like. The record is from RefSeq and is a predicted model, not a curated record. Lineage: Eukaryota; Metazoa; Arthropoda; Arachnida; Sarcoptiformes; Oppiidae. The coding region runs from base 78 to 1010 and encodes 310 amino acids. The transcript has a single exon.